AUGGGUUCGAUUCCCAGAGCCGUCAAAGCUCAAGAAAAAUGGCCUCAGCUUGCUGAGCAGCAGCCUGGUGCCUUGGCAUCAGGUGACAAUACCAAAAAAUGGCCUCGGCUUGCCGAGCAGCAGCCUGGCAUCUUGGUGUCAGGUGACAACAAUACCAAACCUGCAAAAAGCAUCCGACAAUAG
Messenger RNA from Westerdykella ornata, 183 nucleotides. RefSeq lists its product as uncharacterized. The coding region runs from base 1 to 183 and encodes 60 amino acids. The record is from RefSeq and is a predicted model, not a curated record. NCBI's taxonomy places the organism in Eukaryota, Fungi, Ascomycota, Dothideomycetes, Pleosporales, Sporormiaceae. The transcript has 2 exons.